Messenger RNA from Phalacrocorax carbo (great cormorant), 8649 nucleotides. The record is from RefSeq and is a predicted model, not a curated record. Lineage: Eukaryota; Metazoa; Chordata; Aves; Suliformes; Phalacrocoracidae.
CGCAGCUCCCGCGGGCGCGGGCAGAUGAAGCUGCAGAGCGCGGCUCUAAUCUCCAGUUCAGCCUUAACCAAACCCAGAUCAAAGAGGGCUGGAACCGAGGGCGGGGAGCAGCCCCGGGGCUCCCGCAGAAAGCAGGGAGGAGCCGGCGGGUGGCUGCCAGCUCCCUGACCUGCCGCGGGGAGGGAGGGAAGGAGGGGCGGCCCCGCCACCGGCUCCCCGCGGCGGAGGAGCAGCAGCAGCAGUCGGCCCGGCCCGGCCCGGCCCGGCUCAGCUCGGCUCGGCGCUCCCCGCCCAGGCCCGUUGUUGGGGCGAAGCGGGCCAGGCUCCCGGGCGGCUGCGGGAAGCGGGGGGCGCGUAGGCGGGGGGAUACCUGGAUCAAGAGGGGGGCUUCUUGCUCCCUACUGCUAAUCUUCUCUGGUUUGCGCCUGGAACAUCACGUAUCCACCAAGAACUUGGAGCAUGGCUAUGAGCAAUGUCACUGACUCUGUGGUUCUGAGCAACGGCAGCAUCUUGUCAAAUGCUACUGGCCCAGGUAUCGUUGCAGCCAAUGACGGAGAUGCCGCAGUUCAACAGCUCCCAUCCAAGGAAACACCAAGAACAAAAACGAGUCCAAAUGGCUGCCUGCAACUUAAUGGUACAGUCAAACCAUCUUUUCUGCCUUUAGACAACCAAAGAACUCAGCAGAUGUUGUCACAAUGUUGCCACCCUUGUCCAUACCAUCAUUCUUUAAGUAGCCAUAAUAACAAGCAAGAAUGUAAUUCAGUGGUUGGCAGCUCAGCACCAUCGCCUAUGACUUCGUGCUGCAUGCAGCCACAUACUGAGUAUUCAGCAUCUAUUUGCCAAAAACACACACCCAUAUAUCAGCCUGCGUGCUGUCUUCAGCCCUCCCCAUCCUUCUGCCUUCACCAUCAGUGGCCUGACCAUUUUCAGCAUCAGCCUGUGCAGCAACAUAUAGCCAGGAUGAGGCCAGCCAGACCAUUCAAAUUACCAAAAAGCUAUGCUGCCCUGAUAGCCGACUGGCCCGUGGUGGUCCUGGGCAUGUGUACUGUGUUAAUAGUGGUGUGCGCACUGGUUGGAAUAUUAGUUCCAGAACUCCCAGAUUUCUCUGAUCCAUUGCUGGGUUUUGAACCAAGAGGGACGGCCAUAGGACAGAGAUUGGUCACAUGGAACAAUAUGGUGAAAAACACAGGGUACAAAGCAACACUUGCAAACUAUCCUUUCAAAUAUGCAGAUGAGCAAGCUAAAAGUCACCAAGAUGACAGAUGGUCAGAUGAUCACUAUGAAAGAGAGAAGAGGCAAGCAGACUGGAACUUCCAUAAGGAUACCUUUUUCUGUGAUAUUCCAAGUGAUCGCUAUUCACGAGUGGUGUUUACAUCAACAGAAGGAGAGAAUUUGUGGAAUUUGAAUGCAAUUAAGUCAAUGUGCAAUGUAGAUAACUCGAGGAUCAGAUCCCAUUCCCAGUUUGGCGACCUCUGCCAGAGAGCCACUGCUGCUUCGUGCUGUCCCAGCUGGACACUGGGCAACUAUAUUGCUAUUCUAAACAACAGAUCAUCGUGUCAAAAAAUUGUAGAACGGGAUGUCUCUCACACCCUAAAGCUGCUUCGCACAUGUGCCAAAUACUACUACAACGGAACCCUGGGGCCAGACUGCUGGGAUAUGAACGCCAAAAGGAAGGACCAACUCAAGUGUACAAAUGUGCCUCGCAAAUGUACCAAGUACAAUGCUGUUUACCAGAUACUUCACUAUCUAGUGGACAAGGAUUUUCUAAGCCCAAAGACAGCCGACUAUGUCUUACCAGCUUUAAAAUACAGCAUGCUCUUCUCUCCAACUGAGAAAGGGGAAAGCAUGAUGAGCAUUUAUCUAGAUAACUUUGAGAAUUGGAACGCUUCUGAUGGUGUAACAACCGUCACAGGGAUUGAGUUUGGAAUAAAACAUAGAUUGUUUCAAGAUUACCUGUUGAUGGAUACUGUGUAUCCUGCCAUAGCCAUUGUGAUUGUCUUAUUAGUUAUGUGUGUAUACACGAAGUCCAUGUUUAUCACGCUGAUGACUAUGUUUGCAAUAAUUAGUUCCUUGAUUAUUUCUUAUUUUCUCUAUCGAGUAGUAUUUAAUUUUGAGUUCUUUCCAUUCAUGAAUCUCACGGCAUUGAUUAUUCUUGUUGGGAUUGGAGCAGAUGAUGCUUUUGUCUUAUGUGAUGUUUGGAACUACACAAAAUUUGAUAAACCUCAUGCUGGAACCUCUGAGACAGUGAGCAUCACGCUGCAGCACGCUGCUCUUUCCAUGUUUGUCACAAGUUUUACUACCGCUGCUGCCUUCUAUGCUAAUUACGUCAGCAAUAUCACAGCAAUCAGGUGUUUUGGUGUUUAUGCCGGCACUGCCAUUUUGGUGAAUUAUGUUUUGAUGGUUACAUGGCUACCUGCUGUAGUUGUAUUACAUGAACGAUACCUUCUCAAUAUUUUCAGUUGCUUUAAGAAACCUCAGCAGAGGGUAUACAACAACAAAAACUGCUGGACAGUGUUGUGCCAAAUGUUCCACAAGAUUAUUUUUGCAGUCUCGGAAGCAUCCAGGAUAUUUUUUGAAAAAGUUUUGCCAUGCAUUGUUAUAAAAUUUCGAUAUAUUUGGCUUUUCUGGUUCCUUGCCUUAACGAUUGGUGGAGCAUAUAUUGUGUGUGUAAAUCCAAAGAUGAAAUUGCCAUCCUUGGAGCUCUCUGAGUUUCAGGUAUUUAGGUCUUCUCACCCAUUUGAACGAUAUGAUGCAGAAUACAAAAAGCUUUUUAUGUUUGAACGUGUCCAUCAUGGAGAAGAGCUCCACAUGCCAAUUACAGUAAUCUGGGGUGUCACACCUGAGGAUAACGGUGACCCUUUAAACCCUAAAAGUAAAGGAAAGCUGCAGCUAGAUAGCAGUUUUAGUAUCGCUAGCCCAGCUUCACAGGUUUGGAUUUUACGUUUCUGUCAGAAGUUAAGAAAUCAAACAUUUUAUUAUCAGACUGAAGAACAAGACUUCACAAGCUGCUUCAUUGAAACAUUUAAGCAGUGGAUGGAAAAUCAAGACUGCGAUGAACCAUCUCUUUACCCCUGCUGCAGCCACUGGAGCUUUCCAUACAAACAAGAAGUUUUUGAAUUAUGUAUCAAGAGAGCUAUAAUGGAGCUAGAAAGAAGCACAGGGUACCAUUUAGAUAGUAAAACCCCAGGGCCUCGCUUUGACCUAAAUGAUACUAUCAGGGCAGUGGUGUUGGAGUUCCAAAGCACCUACCUCUUCACGCUGGCUUAUGAGAAAAUGCAUCAGUUCUACAAAGAGGUGGACUCAUGGAUUUCAAGUGAGCUUAGUUCUGCUCCUGAAGGUCUUAGCAAUGGUUGGUUUGUGAGUAACCUCGAAUUUUAUGAUCUUCAGGACAGCCUUUCUGAUGGUACUCUGAUUGCCAUGGGUCUUUCAGUUGCUGUAGCAUUUAGUGUAAUGCUUCUUACAACUUGGAAUAUAAUUAUAAGCCUUUAUGCAAUAGUCUCAAUAGCUGGAACUAUUUUCGUCACUGUAGGUUCUCUGGUUCUUCUUGGAUGGGAGCUAAAUGUGUUAGAAUCUGUCACUAUUUCAGUGGCUGUUGGCUUAUCUGUGGACUUUGCUGUUCAUUAUGGAGUGGCUUAUCGCUUAGCCCCUGACCCUGACCGAGAGGGAAAAGUCAUUUUUUCUUUAAGCCGUAUGGGUUCUGCUAUUGCAAUGGCUGCAUUGACUACGUUUGUAGCUGGAGCAAUGAUGAUGCCCUCUACAGUGUUGGCAUACACACAGCUUGGCACUUUCAUGAUGCUUAUAAUGUGCAUUAGUUGGGCUUUCGCAACAUUCUUCUUCCAGUGCAUGUGCCGAUGCCUUGGACCCCAGGGCACUUGUGGCCAGAUCCCACUACCAAAAAAACUGCGGUGUAAUGCCUUCUCUCAGACCUUUUCAGGAGCCCAAGGAGGCAGAGGUCAAAAUAAAUCACAUCCUGUUAGCAAAUAUCAGCUGGACUCCAGAAGUCAAAAGCCAGAAAUGGAGCAUGAGCACUAUGAGCUCGAGCCUCUGGCAUCACAAACUGGUAUCUGUAACACUGCAGAGAAAGUGACUUAUGAAGAAACUCAUAUCUGCUCAGAGCUCUUCAGCAGCAGGCCCCAAAACACAUGUAUGCCUAUGCAUUCAGCCUACAAUAGCGACAUGAGUAAAAGCAUUAAAAAUGUUGCUAGUUCAGCUAUGCUACAGGCCUCUAUUGACCAACAUGCCAUAUGCCCAAUUUUCUCUCAAAAUAGGCAGUGUAGCUGUCCUGAUGCAUAUAAGCAAGUGGCAGUGAAGUGGAGUCCACACUCAUGUCAACAGUUAAGUGACGCCUUCUGUUACCAGUGUUCUCCUUCACCAGGAACCGUACAGAUCCAAAGCUCUGUAGCUCCUAUAAAUGCUUUACAGCAAGCUGCCGAAGGUUACGUGCAUCCAGUCCAGCACGUCCUCCACUGCAGCUGCCUUCAAGGAAGGCUCAAAAGAACAAUGACACAGAACUCUCUGCCUAAAAAUUUUUUCCUCCAGUCUGUGCAGCAGUUUCAGGCACAUCAAAGAAUAAAUAGGACAGAUUCACAUGCUCAUCAAAACCCUGAGGAAAACCUAAUAACUGUUCCAAAGGUGAUGAGCUCCUCACAGUUUCUCUGCCAAAACGCAGGACCUCUAAUAGUGCGUUGCUCUGAAUGUGAGAGCAGUGUAUCAAAUAACCAAAAGGGAUUCUGUCAGCAGGCAGACAAGUGUGAUGAAAAGGGUGGUACAGAAGUGAACGGGGUUGAAAGCAAGAAAGCCUCUCUGUCAAAGCAGAAGAAGAAAGCUGAGAGCAAGAUAGAUCAGCAUUCUUUGCAGAAUGACCGGGUUUUGAAAGCUGACCAAAAUGAUAAAAAACAUCUGCUGAAUAGGUCAGUGGGGGACGCUUGCCAUGAGGGUUGCCGUGAAAACUCACACUGUUGUAGCAAGGCUAUCACAGUGAAGUGCAAUUCUGUUGACUGUCAAAUGCCAAACAUCGAAGCCAAUGUGCCUCCUAUGUUAAUGCGCCCAGAACUUUCCAAUGAAAGUUUGUUAAUAAAAACACUAUAAUAAAUCUUUAAUUUGGCAAUCCUGUGUCUUUCUUUUAAAAGUAAGUUUAAAAUGCUAAAAAGGAGAGUGAGUCCUGAAAAAAAUAUUAAUUAUAAUUUGCAUUUUGGAAUUAAAAAUGUAUUUAUAGAACAGUAACAUUUAUACGUUUCAUAAAGCCAUCACAUGUAAAACUUGAUGUUGUCCAGAAUGUUGUUCGUUUUUUUCUUUUUCCCCUGUAAUUCAUAAACUGGAUUAUGCUUAAUUUAGGUUUUGCUGCAGGGCAUUAAGGUUUGAAUUCUCCUUAUCAACCAUUUCAAGAGACAAAGCAUUACAAAUAAAUUCUCCCUUUUCUGAAGCCAGGGCUUGUGAGAUUGAUAACGUUUGGGAUGGGCUGAGAUUGCCACAUUGUCUGAGUACACCAUUUACCUUUAUCCUACUGCUGCCUUUGCAGGCCUGUGCGCAGCUCAAAACAGCUGCAGGACUGUAACUGUGUUCAUUCAGGAUUGUCUGAAAGACCAGCUCUGCAGGGUAGAUUGUUUGAGGAAUAUUUUUAACUAUUUAUCCUAACAAAAUCUAAAGAAAAGCUCUUGGAGGUCAACAGCCCUUGCACCACCGUUGUUGUGUAUCUGUGUAUGUAAUGCAGUAAAACAUUUUAUACUGCCCUUUCUGGCAGUUACUGCAUAGACUUUAUCAUUAAAUAGUGGAGAAUACAGGUGGAAACAAUAGUGAGUGAAUGUUAUUUACUUCUCGGUGAUGACAAGAAAAGUAUAAUUCAUGUGUAUGACGUGUAUGCAUAUAAAAUCAGGAGUAAAUAAAUUGGGCAUGAAGUGCCGUGCAAUACUGAACUUUUUCCCACAAAGUAUGGGAACUAGAAGUAAAUCUGCUGUGGAGAAAGGCGUAGUUAAUGUACAUGUUCUAGACUUCCUGUCAGUAGGAUCAGAUUAAGUCAAUUCAAAAGGCUCAAAUCCAUAAAUUAAAACAUUGUGCUCUUGAGUUUUCCUACCCAGAGAAGUUCCAAGAUGUAGUUACAAAUAAUGAACUAAACCACAUAACCAAGACAUUGGAUUUCAGACAUUGUAUUUGUGUAACUACGGGGUUUAGUCAAAUGACAGCUGUGGUUUGGUCAUGGGAAUACUUGCUGGUCUCAUCGUUCACGGAGAGUGGAUUUGAGAGCUGGAACUGUGUAGUAUAUCAUAAUGGCUAUGCACCUUAAUGACAAAUUUCUCUUCAUAUAAUCAUUUGGUUAUGCUGAUCAUGUUGAUUUUCUAUAUGCAGAUGAUAGAAGGUAGAUUUCGUGGACUGAUGUGGUAUCAUGUACUUGGUGUGUUACGAAUCACUGGAGGAAAAGCCUGGCUUUUUCUGUUCAAAUGUUCAUGUUAAAGGAACGUAAAGGAUUAGUAUCAUACACCAAACCACUUUGGUUUGUCUGGGAGUAGUGAUGUUAAUGCUUAUAUAUCUCAGUGACUGGAACAGAAUAAAAGGUUGAAAUCUACAGAAAAAGCUAAAAUAGUUUUUCAUGAUUUAAGAAGAGUAGCAUGCUUUCUUAGAAUAAAAUAAAACUCACUUUUAGUUCUUUUAAAACUCAUAACUCAAUUGAGAGCCAGAUUCUUUCUGAAUGUUUGUAAUGAGAGUGAUCCAAGGAUUUUCUGUGCACCAUAGAGGCUAUUAAUUAUGAAGAGCUAAGACUUGCAGUUCUAGCAGUCUAGAGAAAUUAAACAGGAUAAGAAAUAAACUGGGCUGUUUCUGUUGUCCAGCUUUCUUCCUGACCACCGCACCUGCCUGAGUGCAGUUUCAGUGGGGGGGGUACGCAACACACUAAGCAAUAAAUUGUCCUGAAAUAAAAGCAAUGUUAGUUUAAUUGACCUGCAGUCAGGCCUUGCCAAAGCAGUGUGUAAUGCUUACGUAGUGCCUGUCACAUCAGCUGUCAUUCACAGCUGUGCCUUUGAGACAUGGGCCUUAGGGGAGGACCCCAGCUAAUGCAUCUACACAACACAGGACGUUUUGAGCUGGUGAGCUCAAAAGUGAGGGUUUUUUCUAAGCUGGUUUUCCACAACUGCAUUCUGUAUAAGGAAAUACCUUUUGACUGCUUAUAUUAAUAACUGCUUUUAUAAAGGUGAGGUAAGCGAUAGAGAUUAAUGUUGUGUUUUCAUUAUGAUUUAUAUGUUCUGAAAGGCUGAUACAGUGAAAAAAAUGGGGCAGAUAAGGAGUUGUGAUGUAAUGUACUCUUAGAUUAAAAUGAGCUAAUGUACUUGGCUAGCGAACAGUAUUGCUGUUGUGUUUGCCUUUUGUGACUUGGCCAUUGCCUUCCUGCUAACUACUGUAUUAUUCCCAAAUCACUUAGCUGGACAAGGAGCAAUCAUUGAAAUAGAUAAAUUCAAUGUUUAUGUAUGUAGCUCUGUGUGUGCGUGUACCACGUCUAUGUUGAUUCAUGCAUAGACUCUAAAAUCCAAGCCAAUACAACUGGAGAGUGGAAGAGAGUAGCAGUUGACUCCAGUGACAGCUGAGGGCUGAUAAGGCUAUGAUUACUCUAUCCCCAGAAAAUUCAUGAGAGAAAAAAAAAAAAAUUAAUAAUCAAGUUUUUACAAGCUACUAGGAACAAGCAAGGAGAGGUUGGAUCCUGCUCCAGGAAGUCUUAACAAGGACCAUUGUAUCCUACUGAGAUAUCUCUCUAAGACUUGCCAAUGACUGCAAAGUCCCAAGGGAAGCUGAUGGGUCUAAAAUACCCUAAUUUCCAUUAACUGAUUUGCUGUCCCUGAGGUCCUCCCUUGGAUUGGGAUUGCGUAGUGAAUCUGGAUGUGUGCAUGCCAAGCUGGCUAAGUGUGGUGCUUCUCUUGUAGGCUGCCCACUUGGGGUAAGGGCCCUGCCACUGGCACUGGCUAGCGCUUCCUCCGUGAAGUGACAGGGUCCUGGCUUUAGAAGAUGUGGAGCUUUAUUUCUAUGGAUAAUCCAUUCGGUAUUUACUAAAUCAGGCAGGGUAGGUGGUAUUUGUUCUGGCAGUGAUGACGUGUGUAGCUUGGGACAUGACAGAUGAGCUUUCUGCCUUUUCAAAGUCUAGGAAAGACUUUAACUUGUAUGUGCAGUGAGGCUUUAAAGUGACAUCUCUUUGAUUAUCCAAAGGAGAAAAGAAAGACUUUGUGUGGGACAACAGUGAUCUGCUUGUGGCUCUGAAGUUGCUGGUAUGCUUUCUACAGUUAUAAAGAAUACAAAUGAGAAUCUUCCUGGGAGUGGGACUUGCAUCAGAGACCAACUCUCCCAAAUUCACCUCACCCAGGGGGGAAAAAAUAUAUUUAACAUAUUAGAUACCUUAGUUGUCUGUAUUGUCCUUAAGGUCUGUGUUUUUCUGAUCACAAUCUGGCUUAUGGUACGGGUAAUACAGUAAUUAGUUUAAGAAAAAAUGAUCCAAUAACUUAAGUCCUUUAAAAUACUACACCAGGGCCAAUAUAUAAUCACUCUGAAUGCAGCUACCUCAUACAAAGUAUUGGUAGAUGGGUAGGUAGCUGGUAUAGUAACGUAAAGGGGUUUUUUAAGUUACUAUUUCAUUGUUUGUGUCUUUUAAGAAAAUAAAAAUCCAUCUUUUUACAA